CAUGCGUUUGUGUUAUGUUUUGAAGUAAUACCUUGUGGUGGUUUAGUAUAGUGGGGAUCUCUCCAUGCGCAAUGCAGUUUUGUAAUUAUUUGCAUUUUUAGAAGUAGUGUGGGCUUUUCUUUUCUUUUUUGCGUUUUAUCUUUUUCCCAAAAGAAUACAGUAAUCUGAAUGAGAACGCCACUUAACUCCAAUGUGAGUGUAUCAUUGUGGAUUCCUCACAGAGUCCUCAUCUUCAAAUGGCAGGCUAUAUAAGCAGAUCUGUAUCAUUAAGCCCAAUUGAUCCAAAUCCUCCGAGCCUGCCCCCUGUAACCAAUAAUAUGAAGCAAGGCAAUGGAAGUUCGCCACGAAUGGCUGAUCUUACUAGCUCACCACUGAAGAUAUUUGUUUUAGCCAAGAAAAAAAUUAAUGAUAUUUUUGCUGACGUAAAUGAUUAUGUUGAAGAAACAUAUGUUUUCCUUAAAACUUUGUGCAGCGACAGUGAUGUAGUUGCUGAGCAGCAAAUUUUAGAAGUUUAUCAAUUGCAAGAUAAAAUAAAAAACAUCAGGGAAGUGCUUGCUAGAGAUCACAUGAAAGUUGUGUUUUUUGGGAGAACCAGCAAUGGGAAGAGCUCAGUUGUAAAUGCAAUGCUGCAAGAUAAAAUCCUGCCUAGUGGCUUGGGGCAUACUACUAAUUGCUUUCUUCAAGUAGAGGGAUCAGAAUCCUCAGAAGCAUAUGUUCUUACAGAAGAUUCAUCAGAGCCACAGAGUGUUCAG
Messenger RNA from Stegodyphus dumicola, 752 nucleotides. It is a transcript of the gene Marf, whose product is annotated as Mitochondrial assembly regulatory factor. Lineage: Eukaryota; Metazoa; Arthropoda; Arachnida; Araneae; Eresidae. The record is from RefSeq and is a predicted model, not a curated record. Gene Ontology annotation, biological process: mitochondrial fusion; mitochondrion localization. Gene Ontology annotation, cellular component: mitochondrial outer membrane. Gene Ontology annotation, molecular function: GTPase activity; GTP binding.